UUUUUUCGCACGCCGUCACUUUUUUGUGAGUGCUUCUACCUUCUUAUAUCAUAGACUAUAAUGUAACACCUCCUUUGUUGUCGUUUCAAGGGCACUGCAGCACCACAGCCCCCUUCCGAGGACUCAGUGUCAAAAGGACUCUUUCAUCUGACUGAUCUUUAUGCCCAGACAACACUUGCACUCGUUCAAUACUUUUCUCUUCACCCUCCCCUCACCGUGGAAGAGAGAAGUUUGGUUUUUGUGGGGAACAGAGCGGGAUUUGGUUUGGUUUGGUUCGGUUUGAUUUGGUUCCAUUUGAUUUGCCGGAUCCUCUAAUGUCCGCUACCACGCCUACCCCAACGAGUGUCGUGCCCUCCGUGGUCAACGCCUCGUCAACUCCACUAUCAUCCGCACCUCCAGCUUGGAAUAGCGAGCCGGCAUGGAAACUGCCCGGAUGGGGUGAGCCGGUGGUGAGUUACCCCCCCAUCUCCGUUCCGUCGUAUUGAUCGGUGGUCGAUUUUCUGACAAACUCCUCGAAAGAUCGUGGCGAGCAUCCUUUUCUUCGCGUGUUUCUACACUCGACGGCGAAAAUACGAUAUCCUCAACAAUCCCAAAUCCGAUUAUCGCUCCCUAUUGGGAAACAAUGGCUCGGCCGAAUUCUCCCCAUCUCCCUCGCGCAGCUCGGUGGACGGUCGGUCAUCGGAUGACGAGGAUGAAGACCUCACCGUCCUCAGCACAUCCAAACACCCACCUAAAACCCGCUCCUGCUGCGGUCUCGCAAUACUGACCCCCAACUCGUCCCGUUUCUCAAACAACUGGCACUCACGCAUUAUGUACAAGUUCCCCUUCCUGAUGGAAAUGUUCUACUGGAUUAUCACCUAUGCUAUAUAUCGAAUUUCGCAUAUUCUCUCGCAAGAGUUAUUCUCGGAUGAUAUUUGGGACGCGGCGCAGGCGAAUGGCUUGAGUGUUUUGAAUGCGGAGCAGUACUCGUUACUGAGGUUCUUUUUCCCGAUUAAGGAGAUUGAUGUGCAAAAGUGGUUUAUGGAUGGGCACCAGGAACUGUUGAGCUUUUUGAAUAAGACUUAUGCCUUGAUUCACAUUCCCGGGACUGUAUUGUAGGUUUUCCCCCGAUGCAUGGCCGCGUCUUUAUGCGAGUCCGGGGCGAAUUUGCUGCUGAUUGGUUGGUUGAUACAGUUUCAUCGCGUGGUACUACUACUCUGCCCCGAAUCAUGCAAUCUUCGCCCUCGUUCGGCGUACCGUAACGCUGUGCAACUGGAUGGCCUUUAUCAUAUUUGCCUUCUUCCCGUGCAUGCCCCCCCGUCUACUCCCGAAGGAAUACGGCUUCAUCGACACUGUUCGCCGUGACGAUGCCGAGUCCGUAUGGAUGUCCGGUAAAUUUGUGAACCACCUUGCCGCCAUGCCGAGUAUGCACUUUGGCUACAGUUUUAUGAUUGGCGUGACACUAGUGUACCACUCUGGCGUGCUCAGCUUCGUGGGACUGGGAUAUGGGGGACGCAAAGGGAAGGUCCUCCAAACUGGCGUUGGCAAAUGGUGGAAGGUUUGGUACUGCGUGCUCGGGAUUUCGUACCCAACCAUGAUUUUGACUACCAUUAUUGCUACAGCUAAUCACGUUCGCCCCCUGUAUAUACAGCCCUCUUUUACAAGGCUGGAGUGCUGACUGGUGAUGAUAGUAUUGGUUGGAUGCCUUCGCUGGAGCACUAGUCGCCGUCAUUGCCUUCCUGUGCAACCGUGUGUUCCUAAUAUUCAUGCCACUGGAGGACCUCCUCCUCUGGGCUCUCCGUCUAGAAAAGCCAAAGCCGAACUGUGGACAUCACGCUCGUUAAUUAUAUCCUCUCUCCCAGAGAUGAUGAUAUUAUAAAAAUGGAACAAUAGGCGGCAUUUUUCCCUUUUUUUUUCUUUUUCCUCUAAACCGGAGUUUUGAGAUGAUUUUUGUCCUUUUUACGCAUUUUUUUAUACAAAAAAAGAACUUUCAUUAUUGUUGGUCGGUUUGGUUUGGCUUGGCAUGGUUUGGUUUGGGUUCUCCCUGUGGAGGGAGGUUGAAGAGGAUUUUCCGAAGGGGGGAGGAAGGAUGGCUGGGGGGUGGGACAGACAUAACGUUAUAUAUAUACCCUUGUGGUCUUUUGGAAUGGUCGGCAAUUAUGGUGGUUGGAAGUGGAGAGGCAAGGAGGAGGAUUGUACUUAGACUAAUAUUGAAGUUUUGAUAUUCCUGCG
Messenger RNA from Tuber aestivum (summer truffle), 2211 nucleotides. Lineage: Eukaryota; Fungi; Ascomycota; Pezizomycetes; Pezizales; Tuberaceae. The record is from the annotation of a GenBank genome assembly.